GCUAAAAUGUUCCCUUUUGUAACAAGCCCAUUAACUUCUAAACAGAUCACGACAGCUUAUUAAUAGCAAAGUUGGACUAUAUCUUUUGUAGUCUUCUGAAUAUAAUCAAAGAUGAAAGUUAUUGCUGACUGAUACUUUAUAUAUCUAAUACCUCCCAUGACUUCACACUUCCUUGAUUGAAGAUUACUUGGUGUAGGGAUGUCCCUGAAUUGUUUUGGCGCCUCUCUUUGGGCAGCCUCAUCUGAAACAUUUCGGCAGGGGGCAAGCAGUAGCUCUAAGAAUGAGGCACACAGUAGGGAUGUGCACGGACAGGUUUGGAGGCCCAUGAAAGGGCCACUGAGUGGGAUAUGAAUGUAAAAAUAAAAUAUUUGCAAAGCUAGGAACUUGGGCUGCAAUCCUAAGCACACUUCAUGCACUGGCUCUAGCCCAUGAAAGGCUAUGUCAGCUGUAUUUGAAAGCCUGUAAACUGCUUUGGAAACUUUUGUUGAAAAGUGGUAUAUAAAUACUUGUUAAUAGUUUCUGCUAUUACUUAACACGGAAGACUUAACACGGACCCCUCUGGAAACUGAAACACUUGCUUCGAAGCAAUUUGGCCUCAAUGGGAUUUGUUUCCAAGUAGUUUCCGGCUACUGCACGUGUUCGCGCGAUUGUGGAUUCCCGCCCCGCCCCCACCUAAACUUAGAUUACGAACUACCUAGAAAGUUAGUAACGUGCUACCCAGAGGAACGUCAAAGCCCCAUUGAAAAGAUCCUCCCCCUAAGCACAGCCGUCCUCCUAUCCCAGCCCCCGGCUGCUUCCUUCCGUUGCGUUUGGGGUGACGCGUUGCAACCCGCCUUCAGCGGGGUUGGGUCUUGCCCCUGAAGGAAAGCCGAGCGCGGGGAAAGUGCGGAUCACUGAAAGCGGGCGAAGCGCUUAGGGGGAAGCCGCUCGGCUGAGGUGAGGGAAACUUAAGGGCGCGGAAGCGAGGUCGUGUCGCCUGCCCAGUUCAGCACUAGUAGCUGUGGAGCUCGAGCCUUCGCCAGUGAUGGCUGAAUCAGUUUAAGUGCUGAGGCAACAAUUUCUGUGCUAUCAACAUGGACACUCCUUUGUCAGUUCCUUGGCUGCAGCGAUUUAAUAAGUCUUCCCGCCUACUCCUCUACACGUUGAUGUCUGGAAAUUGGGGGGCUCUUGCUGCCUUUCGAACCCUUCAGCGUUCCCUGUCAGGGGAAGAAUCAAGACAAGGAUUCAAUUGGCAGAUCUUCACAGAGAACCUGUGUACUCGAGAGCCUGUGCUUGAAGGGCCUGAGAAGACGCUUACCUUAAAACCAUUAUUGCUGCUGCUUCCAGUGUUGUGCCAAAGAAAUCUUUUUUCUCUGCUGCUUACAGUGCAGUCUGUAGUGCCAAGAGACUGCCUCAGUCGUCUACUUCAGGCUUCUAGGCAAGAUCCCAGCCUAGACCAAUGGGUGCAGAAACUGAGGGAUUUACUACAAGUGAGGCUGCAAGAGAAAAGCUCUUCAAUGCCAGUGCUACUAACAGAUGCAUGUCGGCAGCAGUUGAAAGAUCUUUGCCAGAAGGUUAUAGCCCCUGGUUCCAGCCAACUUAGUUCAGAAAGAAAAUUAAGCUGGUUCAUGAAACAGGCAGAACCCAGCUAUGUGCCAAUUAGAGAUUCUCAAAUUAGGAAAAACAAGAAAGUAGCUGAGGAAUCUCUGGACCUAGAAGAGGAGAGGCAAGGAAAACGAUCCCGACUAGAAGUUUGUGAACUGGAUACAGAGCUUUCCAAGACACCUACUCUGCCGCAAAAAUCUGGUAUAGCUAGUAUAGAGAAUAUGCUUGUGAUGGAGGCCUCUGAAGAUGAAGAUGUUCACGGUCUAACCAACAACCAUCAAAGUUCUCAAUCCAAGGGCAAAGUAGAAAGAAAUGCCAGUCAGAGUUCCCAACAGGAUACUGCAGCAGAAGUACCCGGUCAUAUCAAGGCACAUGUACCAAAACUUAAAGAACUGCUAGAGAUACAGUUUGAUCAUUCUGAUGGCAUUGCCCCUCCCGAAUUACAAGUUCUAAAUGAGUGUAAUCCAAGUCAGCUGGAAGGUUUGUGCUCCUUACUGCAGCUCUCAGAGUGCCCAGAGAAUGAGCUUCUGCAGUUCUGCACAUGGUUAGUGGCACUCUCGCCUGAUCUUGGCUAUACUAACGCCGCAGUACUUGCUGGAAAACUCUUCCUACCACGAGUUCUCUUGCUAACUGAGCCAGCCUCCUGGCUUCUCACAACUUCUCUGAUGAUGUUCUCUUCCAAAUAUGCUCGCCCAGUCUGUUGCACCUUGAUUCCUUCGAUUGUGCAAGCUCCAGGGAAAGGCCUUGAGCAGAUAAAACUAGUGUGCAAGCUAAUUCAAGAGUGCUUGGAGCCUGAAUAUGUGAGACUGGUGUUCAGCCAGAUUGUAGAAAUGCCAUGGUCAGAAGAUCUUCUCACAAUUGUGCAUUCUUUGCUGGAACGACAGGUGGAAUUGUCUACUGAACUUUUCAACUUAUUGGUCCUAAAUCUUUCCCAGAUGGCUCAAGAGUUUGCCAAGUCAAUGUAUUAUGCUAAGUUGGUUCUGACGGUGCUGACCAAGUACCAAAGCAGUAUUACGUUGGCCCACCAUCGCUGCUUAUCUUGUGCUCUAGACAGCAACAAAACAAUCUUAAAGAAGUCUCUUCAGGUGGCACUAAAGCAUGCGACUCCUACAUGAAAACAGAUUUGAAUGAUUUUCCUGUGUGGGGAGUGCAAGAAGGCAACCUUGUUCUUUAGUGCUGCUAACCAUGAGAUGGAAAUGGUUGAAGACACUUUCAGAGGCUGAGGAAUCAAAUCUGAUCUGUCUUUUGAGCCACUAACUCUUACAUUUGUCUUUUGGAUCUGUGUGACUUAACAAAAGAUGUCAACUAGAGAACUUUGGGUCUUGAUGAUGGUUCAGAUCAGAAAUGAAUAUAAUCUUAAAUUCAAUUUCUGAAUCUGUAUGUUACAUAUUUAUAUACUUUAGUGUUCUCAUUGCAAACCCUUUUGUUAUAUUUAACAAAUUAAAAAUAAUGGGGGCAUGGUAGCUUCUGUGGCCUGCUGUUGCAGGGGCCAAUGGACACAACUUGUUCUGGGCCACCCCAAGCUAACAUCACUGGAUGUUGCCUCUGUGGGAAGGAGUGCACUAAUGUUAACACUUGCAAGAAAAGAGUGAGACCAGGCACAGGGGACAUGAUGCUUCCUGACCAAUGCAGUUUUACUGCCUGGAACAUAAAAUAAGUGAUGACUGACAGCUCAGAGGAAAGGCUGGAGCCGGAUAGUUUUACCCUGCCACCAAUCCCCACAGAAGGCAGCUAGAGCAGCAGGUAGCUAUAACAGCAAAGGUUUGGGGAAAGAGAAUUGAAGUGAGGCUAGAGCAACAGGCAGUCAUAACAGAGGUUUGAGGGAAGGGAACUGAGCUGUGUGUCCCCACUUCCUGGGGACACACUAGCAUACCUUCUGUUGCUGUCACCCAAUCUGAUCAGGAAAGUCAGGGAGCUGAAAGAGCUACAGCAGUCAAUCUGAUGAACAUGCCCUUGGGGAACUAAAACACUUAAUGCUGGUUUGACAAGUUCUGGAGAGAUUGGGGUAUGUCCGGGAUGCUGCCUCUGGCAGAGGGUAAAGGCAAAAUACCAAAGAGGUAGGCUGUUGCUUUGGGGUCUCAAAGGGCACCACUCCAUGAAACUUGAACUAAUACAAUUGAAUGGAAAUCGAGACUAUCCCAAUAGAGGGAAACAGUCUGUGUUUGUCAUUUCUAAACUGAAUAGAUCUUGCAGCAUUGAAAAAAGUGAUUCUCAGAAGCAAUCUCCUUUUUUCACAUGGUAAAUAAAGAGAGCCACUCUUUCGCCUGCCUAGAAAGUGGAUUUGAGUAUUUCAAGGCUGGUCCAACAUGUUUUCCAAAGGCUGAUAACUGCAACAGAAUAAGCAUGCUGUCUUCAAAUUUGUGGCAUCUGCUUUUCUACUUGCAUGAUGAAGAUGAAAUUCAGGAAAUAAUGCUGUGUGCAAGUAGUCUUACCAGCACUCCCUCAGCUCAAUGCACAGUUGGAUCAAUUCCCUAAAGAAUGCUAUGCUAAGCAGAAGGGAUAUGUGCCAGUCUUAAAUAGCUGACUCGUAAAAAUGCUACUGUAAAGCAGAAUAUAUGGGAUAAAUUGUGCAGAAAAUAAAAGCAAGUUUUGUGUCAUGUUAGCCUA
Hemicordylus capensis (graceful crag lizard) is the source of this 4191-nucleotide messenger RNA. It is a transcript of the gene FANCE, whose product is annotated as FA complementation group E. Bases 1074 to 2699 code for a protein of 541 amino acids. The record is from RefSeq and is a predicted model, not a curated record. Gene Ontology annotation, cellular component: Fanconi anaemia nuclear complex. Lineage: Eukaryota; Metazoa; Chordata; Lepidosauria; Squamata; Cordylidae. Gene Ontology annotation, biological process: interstrand cross-link repair. The transcript has 11 exons.